Molecule: messenger RNA, 1413 nt
Organism: Galendromus occidentalis (western predatory mite)
Lineage: Eukaryota; Metazoa; Arthropoda; Arachnida; Mesostigmata; Phytoseiidae
Product: basement membrane-specific heparan sulfate proteoglycan core protein-like
Exons: 7
Coding region: 1-1413 (470 amino acids)
Source: RefSeq, a predicted model, not a curated record
AUGCGGUUCGUUAUACUGGUCGAUGCGAUCGUUUUACUCGCUUCAGUUUCUUUAGCGUCGGGUAAGGACCUGUAUUCCGGAGGAAAAAGCGUACUCCGGUGCUCGGCAAUCGAGGAGAUAGCUGAUCCCCAGAAGAUCGAGCUCUUCCACGACGACCAACUCAUCUACGUCGCCGAAAUCCAGACGCAACGCAAUGGUUUAAACAUGAUCAGCCACACUCCCUCCGAGUCGUGGGGAGGUCGCGCUCUCUUCAACCCGAAGACAUAUUCUCUGCAUCUGGCACGACUGACUCCAAAGGACGCCGGCGUCUAUACCUGCCGGGUGGUCGGGAAAGAAGAUGCCGUGAACGAGACUUUCCACAUACGAGGACCGAUGGAAGUCCCCCAGAUGCGGGUGGUUUCCUCAUCCUUGGACGCGAUCGUCAACGCCAGCACUCGGAAUGUCGGGCCUCUGCGAGAAGACGAGAGUGUGGAUCUCUAUUGCGACGCCGAUCCGGGUCAUUCACAUCUCCGAAUCGAACGUCUGGGACGUCGUCAUGACGGAAUUCGGUUCUCUUGUCGAGCCGAAGAUAAGCUAACCGCUGAACGUCGCCAAUCCACUACAGUCGGCUUGAAUAUUUAUUUCAGGCCGCUCGGCAUCGCCACGUCGAACAACAAGAUUCUCUACGCUUGGGAGAAUUCUGAAGUUGAAUGCGUUGUGAGCGGUUCUAGGCCACCGCCUCUGAUAUCUUGGAUUUUCGGGAACAAGAAGAUGAAGUCAACUUUCAUCCACACGUCGUUCAAUGGAAACGUGACGACAACUUCGGUCUCGUUCAAGCCACGUCCCGAACAUCACGGCAUUCCGGUGUCUUGCCAGGCUACUAACCCAGCGUUUCCUCAGGACGUCCUAAUCGAGACGUGGAACUUGAUCGUACAUUAUGCUCCGAUCGUGGACUUGUACCCGUGUCCUGGAAGCGCACAGCGCCUCCCGAAAGCGGAGCGAGACUCGAGUAUCGCGGCUUUCGUCGUCGAGUCGAGAAGUACUCUCUGUCUUCGUUGCACAAUUCUCGCGAGCCCAGCACCUUCGUCGAUGAGGUGGUUCCGCGACAAGGAAGAUUUGGCGAACAACUCUACCUCGACAGUGCUCCGCAUCGGACCUCCUUUGUCUCAAGAACAUGACGGGACGUAUGCGUGCAGCGCUCAGAACUCGCUAUCUGAAGUUUCAUCGGCACCGAUCCGAAUCCUAAUUCGGAGAGUCCUCGACAAUGCGUCUCAGCAUCAAGAAAAUUACCAACUGGAAGCGGGAUUUUCGGCUCUGAUCGUUUUAGGUAUUGUUACGGCCGUUGCGAUCAUGGCAUUCUAUUGGAGAAGCGUCUCGAGUGAGAGAAGCAGAACGGGAGCUCGCUGCUCAGACGGUACAGUAGUUCGGACGUGA